UACCACUCUCUCCCUCCAAAUCUUAUAUUCCUUCCUCCCUAAGCAAAAAAUAAAAAUAAAAAAUCCCCCUUACCCCUCUCUCUCAAAUCCCUAACCAAUAGCAACCAUGCAAGAACCAGAGCUUCACGAUUUAUCAGACGACGCUGAUUACGCUGCCUCUCUUCAACAGGGAUCGGCGAGUAUGAUGAUAACGAGGAGCGAUAGCGGAAGGAGCACUUCGUCGAGCUUACCGGAAGGAGCAGAAAUUGUGUAUUUGAAAGAUAACGUGACGAUUCAUCCCACUCAGUAUGCGUCUGAGAGAAUUAGUGGUCGGUUGAAGCUCAUCAAGCAAGGCUCUUCUCUUUUUAUGACGUGGAUUCCGUACAAAGGGCAGAGUACGAAUGCGAGGCUGUCGGAGAGAGAUAGAAAUCUUUACACCAUAAGGGCUGUGCCUUUUACGGAUGUGCGGUCUAUUCGUCGACGUACUCCUACCCUUGGGUGGCAGUACAUAAUUGUUGUUUUGUCAUCAGGACUCGCAUUUCCUCAACUUUACUUCUACAAUGGAGGAGUCAAAGAGUUCCUUGCUACAAUAAAGCAACAUGUUUUUAUUGUGAGAUCAUUGGAAGAUGCAAAUGUAUUUCUGGUGAAUGAUUUUCAAAAUCCCCUGCAGAAAACCUUGUCCUCUUUAGAGUUGCCUGUUUAUAUUGCAAGUGGACCAUCUGCAUCCGUUUCAGAUGGUGGUGAAUCUUCAUCUUGUGAACUCCAAGAGAGGAUCGGUGACUCUAUCCGUGAUGAAAUUCCUAGGCCUUCUCAAAAUCCUGGGAGGCAGAAGCAUAAGAGUCAUGAUCCUGCUCGAGAUCUUACGAUCCAUGUAUUGGAAAAAUUCUCUCUUGUGACCAAAUUUGCUCGGGACACAAGUUCACAACUAUUUCGAGAAAGUAAUAGCAAUGGCUAUGGUGCUGUAGAAAGGAAAAGUUCUAGCUACUCUCUCACUGAUGUCCCCCAUAAGCCAUCCAUGGAUGCAGAGAUAGCUCUCGAGGAAGGUCCUGUUCCCUCAGAUCCUCUGGAGUUCGAUAAAAUGACACUUGUAUGGGGAAAACCACGACAGCCACCCUUGGGGUCAGAAGAGUGGGCUACUUUCUUGGAUUCUGAAGGGCGAGUCAUGGAUUCAAAAGCCUUAAAAAAGAGAAUAUUCUAUGGUGGAGUUGAGCACACAACACGCAGAGAGGUCUGGCCAUUUUUGCUGGGAUAUCAUGCUUAUGAUUCAACGUAUGCGGAGAGGGAAUACCUCAAGUCUUCCAAAAAGUCAGAGUAUGAGACAGUAAGACAACAAUGGCAGAGUAUCUCUACUGAACAAGCAAAGAGAUUUACAAAAUUUAGGGAAAGGAAGGGCCUUAUAGACAAAGAUGUGGUGAGGACUGAUAGAGCGCUGUCUUUCUAUGAUGGGGAUGAUAAUCCAAAUGUGAAUAUCUUACGUGAUAUUCUGUUGACGUACUCCUUCUAUAACUUUGAUCUUGGUUACUGUCAGGGUAUGAGUGAUUUACUAUCUCCAAUUUUGUUUGUGAUGGAGGAUGAAUCAGAAUCGUUUUGGUGUUUUGUGGCACUGAUGGAACGUCUUGGACCCAAUUUUAAUCGCGAUCAAAAUGGCAUGCACUCUCAGCUUUUUGCAUUAUCCAAGCUGGUGGAGUUGCUUGAUUGCCCAUUACAUAACUAUUUCAAGCAGAAUGACUGCUUGAAUUACUUCUUUUGUUUCCGCUGGGUUCUAAUACAAUUUAAAAGGGAAUUUGAAUACAAGAAAACAAUGCGAUUGUGGGAGGUGUUGUGGACCCACUACUUGUCUGAGCAUCUGCACCUGUAUGUAUGUGUUGCAAUCUUGAAGCGAUACCGCAAGAAGAUAAUGGGGGAGCGCAUGGACUUUGACACGCUCUUGAAAUUUAUCAAUGAGCUGAGUGGCCAUAUUGACCUUGACGCAAUUCUUAGAGAUGCAGAGGCUCUGUGCAUAUGUGCUGGUGAGAAUGGUGCUGCUCACAUCCCACCAGGAACUCCACCUUCAUUGCCUACUGAGAAUGAGAAUGCUUUAUUAUAUGCUCAAGAUGAUGAAGUACUGUAAUACAGUUCUUCUCAUUGGUAAGAUAUAACCGGCUUUAUUUUUUGUUUUCUUCAUCAAAUAGCUGUGUAUAAUUGCUGUUUUUUCGAAAUAAAAUGUUAAUAAUCAAGCAAUCAACUCCAUUUUGCUGUCCUCCUUUAAAUGACAUUAUCAUGUGUAUUGUUGCGUGAGAGUAUAUAACUUGGCUGGACUGACAGUCGCCUCUUGUUACUUUAUUAUUUAUCAAUCACAUUUCCCUCAGAGAGGGAGAUGUUUGUGGGUUUCCA
Molecule: messenger RNA, 2352 nt
Organism: Populus nigra (black poplar)
Lineage: Eukaryota; Viridiplantae; Streptophyta; Magnoliopsida; Malpighiales; Salicaceae
Exons: 15
Coding region: 107-2089 (660 amino acids)
Biological process (GO): activation of GTPase activity
Molecular function (GO): GTPase activator activity
Source: RefSeq, a predicted model, not a curated record